AUGGAAAAUCUUUCUGAAGAUAUCAUCAUGUUGAUAAUGAAAAAGGUUGGGGUGGUUGAUAUACUGUUGAAUCUCCAGAAAGUGUGUCGCUCAUGGCGGAAUAUCUGCAAAGAUCCUGCAUUGUGGCGGUCCAUUGACAUGCAUAGCAAUUACUCUUAUCAUAUUAUAACCUGUUGCAGUACUACGAGAAUAAACCGGACAAGAUAUGUCAUGAACGAUAUGAUCAAGCACGCAAUUGACAGAAGUUGUGGUCAGUUGAUCGAUAUCAAACUGGAGAAACACUUUAAUGUAGAUAUCCUCAAAUACCUUACUUACAGGAAAAAUCAGUUGAAACGCCUUCAAAUUGUAUCGUGCAAGAAAGUGACGAACAAGGGAUUAAGUAAAGCUACUAAAAACAUGUCAUCCUUGGAAGAACUACACAUUUAUUUUGGAAACAUCACCAAUGCCGGGCUUAAAAAUAUCGGACGCAAUUGUCCUAGACUGAAAUCACUCACAUUUGAUCAUCAAGGGCGUUCUAUUCCAACUGCUAUAGCAAAAAGUAUGCCUGAGUUGCGUCACCUUAGCCUAUUUGGGAAUCAGAUAUCGAACAGAGAUCUUGAAGCUAUUCUUGAUGGUUGUCCUCAUCUAGAAUCACUUGAUCUUAGGGAGUGCUUUAAAUUAGACUUGUAUGGUAUGCCAUUGGGCUUAAGGUGUUCUUCCUCCAUUAAGACACUCCUCCUCCCUAAUGACUCUAUUGCUGAUUAUCAGUAUGGCUCAUCAAUUAAUCGACUAUACGACACUGAUGAUGAUGAUGAUGAUUACCGUUACGUACGAUGA
Molecule: messenger RNA, 816 nt
Organism: Impatiens glandulifera
Lineage: Eukaryota; Viridiplantae; Streptophyta; Magnoliopsida; Ericales; Balsaminaceae
Product: putative F-box/LRR-repeat protein 23
Exons: 2
Coding region: 1-816 (271 amino acids)
Molecular function (GO): protein binding
Source: RefSeq, a predicted model, not a curated record